UUCGUCAAUGGCAUGGUGCUAAUAGUUGCUGCUGAUAUAUAACCAGGGCGAUUAAAUACGAUUAUUUUACACGAAUUUCUUAUGUAACUGAUAACAGUUGACCAAUGUGGAUUUCUGAAGUGCGUCUUAGCUUUUACACUUUCAACAUCUCGGCCUCAUUUUUUGAGGUUGUAAUCUGUGCUCCAAGGUUAGCACGGUAGCGGGCUAACAGUAGCCGAUUAACAUUAAAUUAGUUGAUCUUGGGUUCACACGGUAGAUAGAUAGUUCCAAGGUUACUAAAUACUUAACUUAUAGAAGCUUUUGUAGACGUUACUCGAUUAAGAAUACCUAAGCAUGGCUGAACCCGACAAAUUGAACAUCGACUCCAUCAUACAACGCCUGCUGGAAGGUAAGGGCUCAAGACCUGGUAAAAAUGUUCAACUGACAGAGAAUGAAAUCCGUGGUCUCUGCCUCAAAUCCAGGGAGAUCUUCCUUAGCCAGCCAAUUCUUCUUGAGCUCGAGGCACCCCUUAAGAUCUGUGGUGAUGUUCAUGGGCAGUACUAUGAUCUGCUCAGGCUGUUCGAAUAUGGAGGCUUUCCACCAGAGAGCAACUACCUGUUCCUGGGGGACUAUGUAGACAGAGGCAAACAAUCUCUGGAAACGAUCUGCCUGUUGCUGGCUUACAAGAUCAAAUACCCAGAAAAUUUCUUUCUGCUCAGAGGAAACCACGAGUGCGCCUCCAUCAACAGAAUAUAUGGCUUUUAUGAUGAAUGUAAGAGGCGAUACAAUAUAAAGCUUUGGAAGACCUUCACCGAUUGCUUCAACUGUUUACCUGUUGCAGCCAUCGUGGAUGAGAAAAUCUUCUGUUGCCAUGGAGGACUGUCUCCAGACCUCCAGUCCAUGGAACAAGUGCGGAGGGUGAUGCGCCCCACUGAUGUUCCCGAUCAGGGCCUCCUGUGUGAUCUGCUCUGGGCUGACCCGGACAAGGAUGUCCUGGGCUGGGGCGAGAACGACCGCGGCGUCUCUUUCACUUUCGGUGCUGACGUUGUCACAAAGUUCCUCCACAAACAUGACAUGGACCUCAUCUGUCGAGCCCAUCAGGUGGUUGAAGACGGAUACGAGUUCUUUGCAAAGAGGCAGCUGGUGACACUGUUCUCGGCUCCGAAUUACUGCGGUGAGUUUGACAACGCUGGAGCCAUGAUGAGCGUGGAUGAAACCCUCAUGUGUUCGUUCCAGAUUCUCAAACCUGCAGACAAGAAGCUGUUUUAUGGUGGCGGCGGGGGCAUGGGCUCCGGUCGUCCAGUUACCCCUCCAAGAAAAGCUAAGAAAUGACAGCAGUAGUUUUGCCCUCGACUUCCAACCGACCCCUCCUGCCCUCUCUACCUCUUUUAUCCUUUCUUUCACCAAACAGCCAGAAAUCAAACCUAUACCCAGGGCUUUUAUUUUUUCCUUUUUUUAUCUGUACUUCUUCUUAAAACAUUUCAUGUUAUAAAUUGUCCGAGUGAGUGCAUUCGCAGAUGACGACGUGUCCUCUGCUGUUGAUCAUUGAAAUCACGUGUGCAUGUGUUCGUUCCGUGUGAGGGUAUUAGAGAUUUAUGCUUUCCACUCUCUCUGACCACUCUUCUCCAUGAAAAGGUUGAACCACAGUGUCUGUAUCUGUACAGUGAUUUUAGACUGAAACGACAGGGUUUGGGAGACAACUGACAAAGUGCUGGACAAAUGACGCAGCAUCUAAAGACCCUGUCAUUUGCAACACAGGUAUACUGUAUGCAGGUGGGAGCAUGUGUGUGCGCGCGCGCGCGUCGGCACGCGUGUGCGUGCGCAUGCUGUGCAUUACCUCUUCCUGAGUGUUAUUUCGGAGUUGACUUUGCCUCAGAAGAGUAAUCAUUUUUGCUCAUUGACCCACAUGCAUGCACACACACACAAACACACAAACACACACACAAACACAAACAUGUGACUUAAGUUUGUUUUGAGCCAGAGCUGUAAAAACCCCAUACAGUUUAGGUUUGUACAGAUUUGAUUACUUGAAAGAGAUUUUUUGUGAAUUCGUUUUGUAGUCUUUCAUCAAGUUGACCAAUAAAGCGAGAAUUCUGAGCUGUA
Cynoglossus semilaevis (tongue sole) is the source of this 2082-nucleotide messenger RNA. RefSeq names its product serine/threonine-protein phosphatase alpha-2 isoform-like. Gene Ontology annotation, molecular function: protein serine/threonine phosphatase activity. The transcript is spliced from 7 exons. Gene Ontology annotation, cellular component: nucleus; cytoplasm. The record is from RefSeq and is a predicted model, not a curated record. Lineage: Eukaryota; Metazoa; Chordata; Actinopteri; Pleuronectiformes; Cynoglossidae. Bases 334 to 1311 code for a protein of 325 amino acids.